This is a messenger RNA of Echinops telfairi (small Madagascar hedgehog), 477 nucleotides long. RefSeq names its product interleukin-36 alpha. Lineage: Eukaryota; Metazoa; Chordata; Mammalia; Afrosoricida; Tenrecidae. The transcript is spliced from 4 exons. Bases 1 to 477 code for a protein of 158 amino acids. Gene Ontology annotation, biological process: cellular response to lipopolysaccharide; cytokine-mediated signaling pathway; positive regulation of gene expression. The record is from RefSeq and is a predicted model, not a curated record. Gene Ontology annotation, molecular function: cytokine activity; interleukin-1 receptor binding.
AUGGGGCAAGUCUCAGCCAGGAAAGAACCUCUCUUGGGGAACAUUCAGGACAUCAGUCAUCAGGUGUGGCUCUUUCAAGACCAGACUCUCAUCGCCGUCCCAAGGAAGCAUGGCGUCGUUCCAGUCAAUGUGACCUUAAUUGCAUGCAAUUAUCCGGAGACUCUUGAGAAAAACAAAGGCAAUCCCAUUUACCUGGGACUGGAAGAGCCACAGGUCUGCCUGUGCUGCAGAGAGCUAGAGGGCCAGCCCACCCUGCAAAUGAUGAAACAGAAUAUAUUGGAUUUAUACCAUCAGACGGAGCCUGUGAAACCCUUCCUCUUCUACCACAACCAGAAUGGCAGAACCUCCACUUUUGAGUCUGUGGCAUUUCCUGGCUGGUUCAUUGGUGUCUGCUCCAAAGGACACUGCCCCCUCAUUAUCACCCAAGAACUGGGGAGCAUCUACACCACUGAUUUUGUCUUAUCGCUACUGCAGUGA